AUGGGCGGAACUGCGUUGCAAAACACAAGCAAGAAACGUCAGCAUGAGCCAGGAGAAGAUCAAGACAAGCGCAAACGUCGCAGGGGAUCAGCAACUUACCUAUACUGCGUUUGGUUUGCGUGGUACGCUCAAGAGCCGCGCAUCUGGCAGUCAGCAAUCUUCAAGCAGCAGAAGUCUGACGCCAAGCUCCUCGUAGCCUUCAUGAAGCUCUACGUGAGCGACGGGUUUGUGCUGGACACGACGGUGCCGGACUAUCGUGAUCAGGUCCUGACGCUGAGCAAGCAUGCUGAAGCACCUCCGCAUCCAUCAUCGUUCUGGGGUGCUGAACGCCAAGAUCGAGCGCCACCAGCGGCUUCUGCAAAGGACAGCCAUCCGAGAUCCCGCACCUGGAUAUACAAGACAUUCUCGAGCCAGUAG
Molecule: messenger RNA, 417 nt
Organism: Phytophthora nicotianae INRA-310
Lineage: Eukaryota; Oomycota; Peronosporomycetes; Peronosporales; Peronosporaceae
Exons: 1
Coding region: 1-417 (138 amino acids)
Source: RefSeq, a predicted model, not a curated record